AAAAUUAAAAGACAGAUUUGAACGUCGACAAAUCUUUGAGCGCAAGUGUUAAUUCAAAAGAAAAAUACCGCACGGCGCAUGCGCACUGCGUUUUUCCAAUUCCACAAAAGAAAAGUCAAGUAGACAGAGUCACUUUUUCGAACUACUCAAGUUAUCGUAACGAUAAAAAUGUUAUUGAUCUUUUGAAAUUAUUGCGAGGUGGUUUUUAAUAAAAAAAAAAAAUUUUAACAAUCACGAAAUUAAUGAAACGCGAAAUACAUAUUAUUAAUAAUAUAAUACGUUAAUAAAAGUCCAGGGACUAACCUCUCAUAUCGUAGACAGUGAUCUGUCAAAAUUAUUAGUUUUCAUUAAUAAAUAAUUUCAAUUUCAUAUGGACGCCGAAGCACAAUGCAUAUUCUGUAAGAUAAUAAGAAAUGAAAGUCCUAGUGAAAAGAUUUAUGAGGAUGAGAACGUUACGUGCAUUAAAGAUAUCAAUCCAGCAUCGGAUCAUCAUUACUUAAUUUUGCCAAAUAAGCAUAUACGUAAUGCCAAAGAGUUACAACCUGCCGACAGCAAGCUUUAUGAUAAAAUUAUUGCUUGUGUUCAAUUAAUAGUGGAAAAACAAGGACUCGAUAUCAAUUCUACAAGGACUGGUUUCCAUUGGCCGCCAUUUAACACAGUAAAUCAUCUUCAUUUACAUGUUAUUUCUCCUGUAGAAAAUAUGUCCAUUAUCAAACGAACGAUGUUUAAGCCCAAUUCUUUAUGGUUCGUCAACACAGACUAUGUGAAAUCACGUUUAGAAAAGAAAGAUACAUGAGAUAUAUAGCUUAAUUAUUAUUCAAAUUUUAUAAGUAUUUAUAUUUGUUAUAUAUACUUUAUAGUUAUAUUAAUCAUUUCAAUUUGAUUGUACAAUGUUGUAAGUAAACAAAUUCUAUUUAAAACUUA
Messenger RNA from Vespa mandarinia (Asian giant hornet), 924 nucleotides. RefSeq names its product adenosine 5'-monophosphoramidase HINT3. Gene Ontology annotation, molecular function: catalytic activity. NCBI's taxonomy places the organism in Eukaryota, Metazoa, Arthropoda, Insecta, Hymenoptera, Vespidae. The record is from RefSeq and is a predicted model, not a curated record.